Molecule: messenger RNA, 768 nt
Organism: Candidozyma auris
Lineage: Eukaryota; Fungi; Ascomycota; Pichiomycetes; Serinales; Metschnikowiaceae
Product: mitochondrial 37S ribosomal protein mS42
Exons: 1
Coding region: 1-768 (255 amino acids)
Biological process (GO): superoxide metabolic process
Molecular function (GO): superoxide dismutase activity; metal ion binding
Source: RefSeq, a predicted model, not a curated record
AUGUUCCGCCGGCUAGGAUUUACGAUACGCCGAGCUACUCGUGGAAUCCACACUGUUCCCAUUUUAAAAAAUCAGAGCCACUAUGCGAAAAACGGCAUUGAAGGUUUGUACUCGCCGGAAGGCUUCAAAACCGCUUGGCUCGAUUACCAGAAGUUUUUGACGACAAACCUCACGUUACAAACUGUGGGCACAGCCAACGAAACGAGAACAGCGUACUUCAUCUUGUUGAACACAGCAAAGCAGACCACAGAGCAGCACACUUUCCAUUACGCUUCUCAGGCCCAUAACAACCAUUUCUUCUUCCAGCAGCUAGGUGACAAGGAAGCAGUGAAGCACACCAGGCCGUCCAGAUUUAUCAUGGACCGUUUGGCGGACCAGGAUAUUCCUACUUUGGAGGAGUUCAAAAAUAGCAUGCUCAGGGAAGCGGAAAAGCUCAACGGCCAAGGUUGGGUUUUUUUGGUGGAGUUGCCUGAUAAGUCGAUGAAGAUUAUACGGUGCAACAACGACGGCACGCCAUACUUUUAUGGUAAGAACCAACUGUUGGACAUGAACGGUGCUGUUUCGGAAGAGAGCUUUGAUGCGUUGAAUGCGCUCAAGGAAAAAGGCAGAAACAAGGAGCUUGAUUUGACUUUGCCCCUUUUAGCGUUGAACGUGUGGGAUGUGUCCUACUUGACAGAUUAUGGCAUCACAGGCAAAACUGAAUACUUGUCGAAGGUAUGGGAUUGCAUCAAUUGGGAAGUUAUCAACAAGCGUUUGUUUGAGAUUUGA